Molecule: messenger RNA, 711 nt
Organism: Vicia faba (fava bean)
Lineage: Eukaryota; Viridiplantae; Streptophyta; Magnoliopsida; Fabales; Fabaceae
Source: the annotation of a GenBank genome assembly
AUGGCGGCAGAAGCUUAUUCCAAGUCUAUAGACGCAUUUUUUGAAGGGAUCUUCACUGAACAUACAUGUUUGCGUAGCUUCUUUGAACAGAUUGGUAUUUCUGCAAAUUUUCGUCGUCAAUCACAAUACGAGACUCAAUAUACAAAUCUCAAAACCUACAUACCAAUUGAAGAGCACGCGCGGAGCAUACUCACGCCGUAUGCUUUCAAUUCUUUGCAACAAGAGUUAUUGUUGGCAAUGCAAUACUCUACAUCUGAAAUGGCCAAUGGAUCAUAUGCUAUACGACACUUCAGAAGGUUGGAUGGAGAUCGGUUUGUGAUAUGGUUGGCGGAAGAAGAACAGAUACACUGCUCUUGCAAAGAGUUUGAAUCGUCAGGGAUAUUAUGCAGACAUGCUCUUCAUGUACUUAUAAUAAAGAGUUACUUUCAUCUUCCUGACAAAUACUAUUUAAGUAGAUGGCGUCGCGAAUGUUCUUUACUUGUCGAGGAUGAGCGUUACAACAACCAAAGUAUUAUUGGUAGGGAAUGGUUUCAAGAAUAUCAAUCUCUAGUUGAAACUUUGUUGUCGGAAUCAUCAGUUACAAAGGAGCGGUCUGACUAUGUCCACAGAGAACUGACAAAAGAACUUAAUAGGAUUCUUAAUGAGGUUAGAAAUCUACCCGAGACUGACGUUGUUUGCAGCAUGAAUGUGUCGGUUUCACCAAAUAGCUAA